GCUGAAGCGCAGAUGCAGGAUCGCUAGCUGUCGGUUACAUAGCGGACGACCAGCGGUAGGAGGAGGAUGGAGAUGCCGGAGAAAUAGCUAACGUCUCGGGGAAAAAACGACUCUGGGGGUUCCUCACGAAACAUUAACAGCGGCAGACAAUGAUUGAGAUGUUUCAAGCCACAGAGCUGAAUACCAAAUUGCCUUCUACUAUCAAGAGAUAGCCAGUGUGCUGAAUGGAGACCCAGGAGGAAUGACAGAGUCUUUUCCCCCUUGGGUGACGCACCGACAGUUUGAGAAAAUGCACUGGGCCGGCGGAUACGUUUUUCUGGUCCUGGCAUCCCUUAUCGCCUCUCGCACCACCGGGGCCUUAUCCGUGGACCCAGAUAGAAACGGCACGGCAAACAGCAAUGUGACUGACGGCGGAUUUGUCCCAGUUGUGUUCACAAGAGUGAACCAGAUAAUUGCCCGGGAGGGUAGUUGCGCACUGAUUGAUUGCAAUGUCACUGGAAACCCACUCCCCAGUGUUCAGUGGUUCAACUCCCAUGGAGACCGCUUGGACACGGAGAUGAGUGGUGGGAAGUGGUGGCUGCUGGACGAUGGCGUGCUCAACAUCACCAGCAUCGAGUUUGCAGACCGUGGGAAGUACACCUGCAUGGCGUCCAACGUGCAUGGCAGCUCCAACUGCACAGUGACGCUGCGUGUGGUCUUCACUAACGGUGACAUGGGCGUGUAUUACAUGGUGGUGUGUCUGGUCACCUUCACCAUCAUCAUGGCCCUGAACGUCACGCGCCUCUGCAUGAUGAGCAGCCACCUGAAGAAGACAGAGAAAGCCAUCAACGAAUUCUUCCGCACGGAGGGCGCCGAGAAGCUGCAGAAGGCCUUCGAGAUCGCCAAGCGAAUUCCCAUCAUCACCUCGGCCAAGACGCUGGAGCUGGCCAAGGUGACGCAGUUCAAGACCAUGGAGUUUGCGCGGUACAUCGAGGAGCUGGCUCGCAGCAUUCCGCUGCCGCCGCUCAUCAUGAACUGCCGCACCUUCAUGGAGGAGAUCCUGGAGGUGGUGGGGGUGGAGGAGAUGAGGCACACCUUCGUGCGAGCGCCAGAGGGAUGCCGCGAGAUAGCCGGCAGGGUCGCCUCCAUCGGGGUGAGAGACAUCUUCACCAUCCUGCAGGAGAGGGAGAGAGGGCGAGAGAGGGAGCGCAGCGAUUCCCCCGCCGCCGACUCAGACAACUCCUCAGUUCAAGAGCAGCCGCAGCACAUCGCCAUCCAGGUGUCUGUCCACCCGCAGCUCGCCAUCGAAGGUUAUUGCAGCAUCGAAGCUCCACCUCAGCCAGAGGCCACACCCCCCUCGCCUCCCCCAUCCUCCCCACCACCGCCCUCUCCCCUUCCCCAGGAGGAGCAGCCUGAGGCGGAGGGAGAGGAAGACACCGACCAGGCUGCACCCGAACCGACACCCGCAAAUAACACCCCUCCCUGCCAGGUGUUUUACGAGAGCCACGUGUGACGAAACAAACAAACCCUGGAGGAGCGACGAGUUAACCUGCUAUGCAUUUCAACUUGAAGACAAAACAAAAGGUCAACAAAAUAUUUUUAAUUUCCCAUUUUGGAAAGACACAAUCACAUGGUUUAUUUAUCUUUUUCUGAACGGAACAAUCUCUCUAAACCUUCGUAGGCUUCUCUUCUGAGAAUAAAAUCACAAGGUUUUUAGACAAGCGUUUUUUGUUCUCACUGGACUUUCAUGCUUGAAUGUACACGGGAGGGGUAAUCAAUAUUAUUAUUAAUGUAACAAGCAGUAAUUGUAAAGGGACAUUUCCUGUGUUGAGAUUUUGAUAGCUCAGACUUUUAUUUAAAGAAUUAGAGUACUUCACCCCUGGAGGGAGAAUGAUUCCUGAGUUUUUAGUUUCUUACCAUGCUCGGGUUUUACGCCUAACUCCAGAAAUCUGCCUCAAGCUGCUCUUCAUGCAGUUUUAUUCAAACCAUGAAAGCUUCAUCCUCUCAAGAAUUCACAUCCAGCUACUGUUGCAGUCGAUCUGCUGUUGUUGUGUACCGUUCUGCUCACCUAGAGAUGCAUGCUGGACGGAAAAGAGUGGCCACAUCAUGAUUGUACGGCCGACUGUAUAUCUAAAAAAAAACAAAAAAGAAGUAAGCCAGCUAAAUCUGUGUGUACAGUAUAUUUCCUGAUUAGGUCACACACACCUCUGGGGAGAGUUUAUAUCCGUUUCCUUUUUAAUUAUUUGAGUAUUAUUGUGGUGUGAUUUUCUGUGCUAGUUUUAAGCAGUUUUUAAAUAAAGUCUUAUUUCUCCUCCGUAGAGAACAGUAGCUUAUUUUUCCUCCGUCAUGUGCUGUUUUUAGGGUUUUUGAUUUUAACUCCUGACCUGAUCUCGGCAUCGUCUCGCUUCUGCAAAGGCUUUAAAGUACAGCUGCAUUUCUGCUGCAUGUGAAAAAAAGUGGACAGGGGAGAUGUUUGACGUCUUUCUCUGGGAUUCUCUUCUUCCUUCCUUCGCUUGACUAAUGGUCCAGUCUGUGGCGGAGAGAUGAACUGGAUGCUGUUAUGCUUUUACCCGGUGCUCCUGAGAUGACACUUUUGUUUCUAUUUUUUUUGUAGUGGAAUAAAAUGGAAGUGCUGUGUAUAAAAAAAGAAAACAUGGUUUCCACA
Messenger RNA from Micropterus salmoides (largemouth bass), 2644 nucleotides. It is a transcript of the gene mfap3l, whose product is annotated as microfibril associated protein 3 like. The transcript is spliced from 3 exons. The record is from RefSeq and is a predicted model, not a curated record. Lineage: Eukaryota; Metazoa; Chordata; Actinopteri; Centrarchiformes; Centrarchidae. The coding region runs from base 242 to 1492 and encodes 416 amino acids.